This is a messenger RNA of Paramuricea clavata, 372 nucleotides long. NCBI's taxonomy places the organism in Eukaryota, Metazoa, Cnidaria, Anthozoa, Malacalcyonacea, Plexauridae. The record is from the annotation of a GenBank genome assembly.
UUUACUGGAGUGAUAUUUGUCGAUGAGGCAACGAAAGAAAAAGCGGCAUUUAACAAGAGUGGUCCAGCUGUUACUUUUUCUGGUAAUUAUAAUAAGAAGGCUGAUGUAUUUCGCUUGUGGACCGCACAAGGUGUUGCUUCAACAGAUUACAAAUAUCAAAUGUUAAUUUGCGACACGGAUUUCUAUAAGGGCCUCCAUUUCUCUGGGUAUAUUGAUGGCUGCUUCAAGGAAUGUGAUGUCUGGUGUAAUGACAAUAAUUCUCCAUACUUUCGCACAUCUCCUGUCUCGUACCCGGAUUACCAAGGUGUUGCUUUCAACGAAAAUGGUCACAGGAUGUUGUCAAACCGUCUGAUAAGUGCAGGAAUUCGUUAA